Messenger RNA from Coniophora puteana RWD-64-598 SS2, 2053 nucleotides. Its product is annotated as gamma tubulin. Bases 45 to 1409 code for a protein of 454 amino acids. The record is from RefSeq and is a predicted model, not a curated record. The transcript has 10 exons. Gene Ontology annotation, cellular component: microtubule; centrosome; gamma-tubulin complex. Lineage: Eukaryota; Fungi; Basidiomycota; Agaricomycetes; Boletales; Coniophoraceae. Gene Ontology annotation, molecular function: GTP binding; structural constituent of cytoskeleton. Gene Ontology annotation, biological process: cytoplasmic microtubule organization; meiotic spindle organization; mitotic sister chromatid segregation.
AGCACUCGUCUGAACGCGUCGGGCAUCGCGAAUUGUAUUGGAGCAUGCCCCGAGAAAUUGUUACAGUUCAGCUAGGACAAUGCGGGAAUCAGAUGGGGGCGGUCUACUGGCAGCGCCUGUGUGCCGAACACGGGAUCAACAAGGAGGGCAUUCUUGAAGAUUGGGCGACCGAGGGCGGUGACAGAAAAGACGUGUUUUUCUACCAGGCCGAUGACGAGCAUUACAUUCCACGCGCUAUUCUGGUCGAUCUCGAGCCCCGUGUAAUAAACAACAUCCUGACCUCGCCAUGGGCAAAUCUCUAUAAUCCGGAGAACAUCUUUGUGUCCCAAGAUGGUGGUGGUGCGGGUAAUAACUGGGCGAACGGGUUCGCAUCUGGAGAACGACUUUAUGAAGAAGUCAUGGAAAUGAUAGAUCGUGAAGCAGAGGGCAGUGACUCUCUUGAGGGCUUCAUGUUGAUGCACUCGAUAGCUGGUGGGACAGGGUCAGGUUUCGGCUCGUUCCUCCUCGAGCGGCUAAACGACAAGUUCCCGAAGAAACUGAUCCAGACCUACUCUGUAUUCCCGAACGCCCAGGAAGGAGAUGUUGUCGUUCAGCCAUAUAACUCAUUGCUGACCUUGAAACGACUGGCAAACCAUGCCGAUUCUGUGGUCGUGCUGGAUAACGGUGCUUUGGCGCGCAUAGCGGCAGAUCGGUUGCAUGUCCAAACGCCUUCCUUUGAUCAAACCAACCAGCUUGUGUCAACAGUCAUGGCAGCCAGCACGCAAACGCUGCGCUAUCCUGGGUACAUGAAUAAUGAUCUUGUUGGGAUUAUUGCUUCCCUCAUCCCAACGCCACGAUGCCACUUCCUCAUGACUUCCUAUACGCCAUUCACAGGCGAUCAAAUAGACAUGGCCAAGUCCAUCCGAAGGACAACAGUGUUGGACGUCAUGAGACGACUCCUGCAACCCAAAAACCGCAUGGUGUCCACAACGCCAAGCAAGACUGCGUGCUACAUAUCAAUCUUAAACAUCAUACAAGGAGAUGUCGAUCCUACCGACGUUCAUCAAUCCCUCCUGCGCAUACGUGAACGGCAGCUUGCCAACUUCAUCCCAUGGGGCCCUGCUUCAAUCCAAGUGGCUCUGACCCGCCGAUCGCCUUAUAUCACGACAAAUCACAGAGUCAGUGGAUUAAUGUUGGCAAACCACACAAGCAUCGCCUCGUUGUUCAAGCGCAUGUUAGAUCAGUUUGAUCGUUUGCGAAGACGAAACGCCUUCUUGGACCAAUACAAAAAGGAGAAGAUGUUUGCUGACGGGCUGGAAGAGUUCGACGAUGCACGAGCAACUGCCGAAGAACUGCUUAAAGAGUACAAGGCCUGCGAAAGUGCCGACUAUAUAUCAUAUGGAUCAGCAGACGGGGAGCAGGCCUCUUAAGCUCGGCGUUCAUUAUGCUAUGCCCGUGUAUUACUAUACAUCUUGUUAUCUUACUCUGACGCACACCAUGUUUGGCAAUCUCCUUUCCAACGCAAGUGGAUCACACCCAGGCAUCAUUACAUUAAUCUAUGGUCACAGAUAGCAGUCUACAAUAAGUGUCGGAUAGAGGUGCGACUACGGAGGGGCCAAAUUACGACUUCUUCGGCCCCUCCAGCUUCUUCCCAAUGUCUGCACCUGACCAAAACAUCAGACCAGAAUCAAUUUUGCGCAUAAAGACACGUACCACGCAGCUUGACUCCAAGGAUGCGCUCGAAUUUGCUGAGAACCUGAGGAUUAGGGAUGGCCUUGCCGGACUCGUAGUCCUGGAUGACCGAAGGUUUCUCGUUGGUCUUCUGAGCUAGAUCUUUCUGUGUGAAGCCCUUUUCCAUACGCGCAGUUUGAAUGGUCUAUCGGAUCACUCAUCAGCACUGGUCGGCCGCAGACUGAUGACAGAUACAGUACCUUGCCGACCGAAGCGGAGAUCUUGGGGGGAGGAGCGACCUCGUUCUCGCGGUCCAGCUUGGCAAUCUUCUGGUGGUCAGGCCCUAGUGGAGAGAAAUUCUCAGCUUGGAGCAAGCGCACGAGAAGCUGGGCGUACCAAGAUG